Sitodiplosis mosellana (orange wheat blossom midge) is the source of this 2809-nucleotide messenger RNA. RefSeq names its product phenoloxidase subunit 1-like. The record is from RefSeq and is a predicted model, not a curated record. The transcript is spliced from 11 exons. Gene Ontology annotation, molecular function: oxidoreductase activity. The coding region runs from base 491 to 2599 and encodes 702 amino acids. NCBI's taxonomy places the organism in Eukaryota, Metazoa, Arthropoda, Insecta, Diptera, Cecidomyiidae.
CCGGAUAAAAGGCAGAAAAUCAUCAUCAUUAAAAAUAAUAACAGUGAGAAUAUGCAAAUGUGGUGGUGAUGCUGUUGCUGCUGAUGCAGUUGCGGUUUUGUAUAAAAUCUCACACUCGGCACAAAAACAAAAUCGAACACGGCAAGCCGCCCGCCUUCCGUUCGGUUUGGUCAACGGAACAUAAUUGUCACAUAAAAACGUCGAUUUGUGCAAAUUUUUUUCGUUCGCGACUAUAAAUAAGCUCGGCCGACAUCCAAUUUUGCGCUGUUCAAACAUAACGACGACAACGAAUCAGUUCAUCUCAGAGGGAAUUCCCAUUUCAAACAAGUCCAUACGAGUGUAUAAUUGAAAUUCGCAAGUAGUUUCGCGAAGUGUAAGCGUUUUUUAUAACAGAGAUUCAAGUAUUGUUUGGAUUUAAAAGAGAAAGAGAGAGAGAGAGAGAGAGAGAGAGAGAGAGAGAGAGAGAGAGAGUUUAAAAACCGUAAACCAAAUGCCAAUCACACACAAAGCAACAUUGCCAUUAUGUCGACCAGGAGAGCCGUCAUUUAUGCAAAAAAUGAAUUGCCGAUUUGAUAUUCCAGCCGAUCAUUUGCCUCCAAGGUAUAAAGACCUCGGUGUUGAUAUACUUGAACGGUUUAACGAUGAGAACGUUCACAAAUUGCCGGUCAAACCAAUUGUGUAUCCGAAUUUGGAAUUUUUGAAAACUUUCGAGAAAAAUGCCAAUUUCUCCACAUUCAUUCCACAGCAUAUGACAUAUGCAAAAGCAUUGAUGAAAAUUUUUGAUUCGGCCAAAGAUUUGGAUGAACUCAUAUCGCUCGCAUUGUACUGUCGUGAUCAAGUCAAUUCGCAAUUAUUCAUUUAUGCAUAUUUUGUUGUGCUAACGCAUCGUUAUGACACUGAUAACAUUGAAUUGCCACAAUUAUUUGAAAUUGCGCCACAUCGAUUCUUCAAAAAAAGUACCUUGGUCGAAGUACGCGAGAAACAACACAGUUCAGCUGUGGCAAAGCGCAACAGACGACAGGCCAAUACUGAUGAUGAGCCAUCAAUUGAAGUUCCGUUUCGUGGCACGAUGUCAGUGUCAAAUGUGGAGGAAAAGCUGGCAUUCUUUCGUGAAGAUAUUGGAGUGAAUAGUCACCAUUGGCACUGGCACGUUGUCUAUCCAGUUGAUGCAUCCAAUCCAGUAUACUUUGACAAAGAUCGACGCGGUGAACUUUUCUAUUAUAUGCAUCAUCAAUUAUUGAACUGGUAUGACUGCACACGAAUGGCGUUGGGAGUUCCAAUGGUUUUGCCAUUUGAUAAUUUCCAGAAACAAAUCAAUGGAGGAUACUUUCCGAAUAUGACAACCGCUUCAUCAUCUUUUAUCAUUCCACCGCGUCCACCGGGAUUUAUGCAGGACCUGCACAGCGAUAGCAACGGUGUAAAUCUGAAAGUAGCCGAUUUAGAGCGAUGGUACCAACGAUUUCAUGAAGCUAUUGACAAUGGAUUUUGUUUCGAUUCACAAGGGAAUAGGAUAGACUUGAUCAACGAUGGAGGCAUUGAUAUUUUGGGGAAUAUGGUCGAAGCGAAUGCUUUAUCGAAGAAUUACGGAUAUAAUGGAAAUCUCCACAAUUCCGGACAUGUAAUGACAUCCUCCAUGCACGACCCGGACGGAAAACAUAAAGAGCCACCAGGUGUUAUGGGUGAUACGACGACUGCAAUGCGCGAUCCAUUAUUUUUUCGAUGGCACAAAAUGGUUGAUCAGCUCUUUACUAAAUUGAAAGAUCGCUUGCCGCCAUACCAAGAGGCCGAUUUGCAAUUCAAGGACAUCACAAUUAAAUCACUUAACAUUCUGGAUGGAUCGAAUCAAUCGACCGAACAGUUGAUCACAUUUUGGCAGAAGAGCACGGUCAACUUACAAAAUGGCUUAAAUUUUCAUCGGUCCGAACCCAUUCUCGUCACCUUCACGCACUUGAACUAUCAACACUUUUCAUACCUGUUUGAAGUUGAGAAUGGAAACUCGGCGCCUGUCGAUGGAACCGUUCGAAUCUACUUACUUCCGAUAAAAAGUGACAAAGGUGAUCCGUUGCUGUUUGCAGGAAGUCGAAAACUAGCGAUGGAAAUCGAUCGAUUCCAAGCCACAUUUCCACCGGGAACGAGCAAAUUGAUGCGAAAGUCAAUCGAUUCAUCGGUGACAAUUCCAUAUGAUCGAACGUUUCCCAUGCAACGUGACGAAAACGUUUUUUUGUCAGACCAACCAGAAGACGUUCAAACCAUUUGCAUGUGCGGUUGGCCACAGCACAUGCUAUUGCCCAAAGGACCGGAAGACGGGUAUCCUUAUCGGAUUUUUGCAAUGAUUUCCGAUUACAAGUUUGAUAAGGUUGAUCAAGAACCUUCAAAUGGUGUUUGUAACGAUAAUUACAUAAUGUGUGGUCUACGAAAUCGAAAAUAUCCCGAUCGUCGCCCACUUGGUUUUCCAUUCGAUCGUCCAGCUGCCGAUGGCGUGACGACUGUUGAUGACUUUGUGUCUUACUUCAACAAUAUGAUUGCAAAACAAAUCACCAUACGUCAUCUCAAUGAAAAUAAGGCGCAAGGCGGCGAUAACAAAACAGUGAAACUUUGAGAGAAAGAAAGAAGAAAGGAAUAGAGAAAUAGAGAGAGAGAUAGAGAGAUAAAAAUAACAACAAUGGCACCAUUCUAUUUCAAUCAUUCUCUCACUUUCAUUUCCUAGCAAAAAAAAGAACUUAAGCAUUAAGUGUUCGUAUUGUAUGUAUUUAUGUUUACUAAAAUUUAUGGCAAUAAUAUUUUCCAAAUAAAUGGAAUAUCAGCAAAA